Molecule: messenger RNA, 846 nt
Organism: Spodoptera littoralis (African cotton leafworm)
Lineage: Eukaryota; Metazoa; Arthropoda; Insecta; Lepidoptera; Noctuidae
Source: the annotation of a GenBank genome assembly
AUGCUGACUGCUAUACUGCACAUAUUCUGUGUCGUGUUCCCAGCGCAGGCCGUCUUAUGGAAUUUCGACGAGGGUCCCAUUCACAUCUACAAGAAUGCCAGAGGUCCCUCCGAGUUGGAGGACAGCCCACUGUCACCGCGUGAUGAGGCAGCCACCCAGAACGCAAAAAUAUUUUUACAACAAUUCCUUCCUACGUUGGACACAACACUAAUGCGAUCUGUCAAUCGUAUCCAUCUACGCGAACUAAACACCGUAGUGGCUCUAUACCUAUACAAUUUUAUGGUAAAUGGUUUUCAGCAGGCUACAUUGGAUAAUCUAACAGUUCGCCUUGGAGGAACUAUUAGACUGGACUUUAACUUGAGCUUCCCCUCAUUAACAACAGACGGUAUAGUUUUUGUAAACGGAUUGAUAGAUCAACAUCACUUUGCUUCGAUCGCCAAUUUGAGCACAGUUUCGAAUGAUGUGAAGGUUUCAGGAGUGCUGACUGUAGCAACAAUGUUGUUACCUUCAAAUAUCAAUGUGUUUCAAAUCGUGGACGCCGCAAUCAGUAUAGACGUCAGCAAAAUUUUGAUUUCACUUGAAAUAAUUCAAGAAUUGGUGGACUUCCAAAUUACGUUAAUGGAAUUUACGAACAAGCGUUUAGAGGACAUCGUCAAUUCAAUAUCCAGAGUAGUGUUUAAGCUGAUCAACGAAGAACUUGCGCAGGUUCCUGCUAUCUCUGUCAUCGACUACCUCAUAUCUAAACAACAACCUAAACCUUCCGACAAAAAUCGCAAUUUGCAUCUUAGAAGUGAAAGAUACGUUGAAGCAUAUCCAUAUUACUCAUAUGAGUACAUAAAUGAAUAA